UCUACUUCUCCUCCAUCUCCUUCCAACUCUCUCUCUCUCUCUAUCUAUCUCAUUCUCUCUCUCUCUUCAUGCCCGAGCGCAUCGGGUCUCAAAAUCCAUUGAUGCAGACCUCGAUCCUUCUCUAGUAGAACUGAUCUAUACAUCUUAUUUAUACAAUCUUCUGAUUACACUUAAUCUGUACAGCUAUGGCCGCCGCAACCGUUUCCUCUAACCCUCGCACCGUGGAAGAGAUCUUCAAAGAUUAUACCGCUCGUCGUACUGCUCUUCUCCGUGCUCUCACUAAAGAUGUUGAUGAUUUUUACUCUCAAUGCGAUCCGGAAAAGGAGAAUUUGUGUUUGUACGGACACCCUAAUGAGUCAUGGGAAGUGAAUCUACCAGCUGAGGAAGUGCCUCCGGAGCUACCUGAGCCUGCGCUUGGUAUCAAUUUCGCUAGAGAUGGUAUGCAGAGGAAAGAUUGGCUUUCUCUAGUGGCUGUCCACAGUGAUUGUUGGUUGCUCUCUGUUUCUUUCUACUUUGGAGCUCGCCUGAAUCGGAACGAGAGGAAGCGGCUAUUCAGUCUGAUCAAUGAUCUCCCAACUCUCUUCGAUGUAGUUACUGGUAGGAAACCAAUCAAAGACAACAAGCCAAGCUCAGAUUCUGGAAGCAAAUCCAGAAACGGCACUAAGAGAUCAAUAGAUGGGCAGACAAAGAGCUCAACACCAAAACUAAUGGAAGAGAGCUACGAGGAUGAGGACGAAGAAGAUGAGCAUGGAGACACUCUCUGUGGAAGCUGUGGAGGUAAUUACACAACUGAUGAGUUCUGGAUUUGCUGUGAUGUUUGUGAACGUUGGUACCAUGGGAAAUGCGUUAAGAUAACUCCAGCCAAAGCAGAGAGCAUUAAGCAGUAUAAAUGCCCGCCUUGCUGUGCCAAGAAAGGAAGACAGUGAUGGUGAUGAAUUGAUGAUGACCACCUCUCAGAGAGGCUCUGGUUCUUAUGUUUUAAUCCAUAUGUUAAUCAACUUUUUUUUUUCUUUCUUUUUCUUUAACCUUUUUAAUUUAAAAGCAUACAAAACUCUCUCUUUAUAUCUCCACAAAGGCACAAAGGGAUUUCAAGAAGUUGAGAGAGAGAGUAGCAGCUGUUUGAGUAAUAUUAUUAUUAUUCAUAUAAAAAGAAAA
Molecule: messenger RNA, 1155 nt
Organism: Capsella rubella
Lineage: Eukaryota; Viridiplantae; Streptophyta; Magnoliopsida; Brassicales; Brassicaceae
Product: PHD finger protein ALFIN-LIKE 2
Exons: 5
Coding region: 186-926 (246 amino acids)
Biological process (GO): regulation of DNA-templated transcription
Cellular component (GO): nucleus
Molecular function (GO): transcription cis-regulatory region binding; histone binding; transcription coregulator activity
Source: RefSeq, a predicted model, not a curated record